Molecule: messenger RNA, 1968 nt
Organism: Cryptomeria japonica (Japanese cedar)
Lineage: Eukaryota; Viridiplantae; Streptophyta; Pinopsida; Cupressales; Cupressaceae
Product: phosphoglycerate mutase-like protein AT74H
Exons: 5
Coding region: 177-1337 (386 amino acids)
Molecular function (GO): phosphatase activity
Source: RefSeq, a predicted model, not a curated record
GCGUCUAUUGACUGAUAAAACGAAGAUGUUCUCACCUGGGACCAUCGUAAGUACGACAAGAGUGAUGGCGUCCUGUUUGUUAGUAGAGCUAACUGAUUCAUUGAACACAACACGAUGUAUCUACUCUUCGCCAUCCCUCCUCCUAGCAAUCCCCUACAGCCGCUACAGAGCUCAAAAUGGCAGCUUUUCCCGCCUUGAAUUUGCAUUAUCUACUGCACACAACUCCCAAACCCUCAAACGUCAAAACCCCAAGAAGGCUCUCUAUCAGAUGCAGUGACGACAAUCCCUACGGAAAGUGGAGGGGUAUAAUCCCCGGAGAUGGAAUGGCGUAUAAUUCAGAAUGUGGCGUGUUGUUCCCUGAGAAUGCAUAUCGCAUCAGUAAUACUUUCGUCCCACCUCCUCGGCCUCGCAGAAUAAUUCUUGUGAGGCACGGGCAGAGCGAAGGCAAUGUGGAUGAGAGCGCGUAUACUCGAAUCCCUGAUUCAAAAAUAGCUUUAACGGAGCAAGGGUGGCAUGAAGCCGUAGAGACCGGGAACAGGAUUCGAGAAUUGGUAGAAAGGGAUGGUGCUGACGAUUGGCAGGUAUAUUUUUAUGCGUCGCCCUACAAGCGCACUCUUCAGUCUCUCAGAGGAAUUGGCAUGGCAUUUGAGCGCCAAAGAAUUGCAGGGGUCAGGGAGGAGCCCAGGUUACGAGAACAGGAUUUUGGAAAUUUUCAAGAUAGGGAGAAAAUGCGUAUCGAAAAAGCUGCACGUCUCCGUUUUGGACGCUUCUUUUAUCGUUUUCCUAAUGGAGAAUCUGCUGCAGAUGUGUAUGACCGAAUAACAGGUUUUAGAGAGACACUUAGAGCAGAUAUUGACAUUGGUCGUUUUCAACCCCCUGGAGCAAGGUCAAAAUUUAUGAACUUGGUUCUGGUAUCUCAUGGGCUCACUUUACGUGUCUUUCUUAUGAGGUGGUACAAGUGGACUGUCGAACAAUUUGAGCGCCUUCAUAAUUUUGGAAAUGCUGGCAUGCUUGUGAUGCAGACUGGUUCAGGUGGAAGGUAUAGCCUUCUAGUUCAUCACAGUCCUGAAGAACUUAAAGCAUUUGGUAUGACAGAUGAAAUGUUGGUUGACCAAAGCUGGCAAAAAACUGCACGGCCUGGUGAACUAAACUAUGACUGGAUGACAUCAGGACCCUCUUUUUUUACUCAUUUUGAUGAAAAUUGUUGUGGAGGGGACUCUUGCCGAGUACCUCCUGAUAUUUCUCAGGUUCAUACAGAUCACAGCAGCAGCAAUCCAGAGCAGCAACAAUUUGGCCCAAAUAAACACAUGUUCAAUAAUUCUGAAAAAUUAACGUAGUCAUAAUGACAAAAAUAUCUGAUUGAGACCAUGAAAACAUACCAGUGCCGAAUCUGUACAGGAAAAAGGUGACAGUGAUAAAGCUCCAUUGUUAGGUUUUUUGUGCGCUAUCUAAUUAAUCGGGGGCAUUUAUACUAUAUUGCCCUGUAUGAACCUCGCAAGUUUUAUCCUAAUGCAGCUUAUCAAAAUCAGUGAUUAUAAAGAAAGCCAAAAAUCAAUCAAGGGUGUUCUUGGUCUUUUAAUAUUUUUCCAUUGAAGCUGGUGAAUGGCAUUUAACAAUUUCCUAAGGUGACCAACCAGAGAGCCGAGUCAAUUGAAACCAUUUCUGAUCCUACAAUAUUUUCUCAAGGUAGGCACUAUAGACACCUUGAAGAUAUGCUUAAGUUUGAAAUUGUUAGCACUUCAUGCAAAAUAGUUUAGUUGGCUUUAGUUCAGUUUUUUAAUGUUAAUUUAAUUUAACUCAGCAAUUGCUUGUAUCGCUUAACUAGUCUAUACAAAAAUUUGACCAAUCUUUGCAAAGCCAAAUUGGAACAGUUGAGUAAAUGUAAAUUUUUGUAUAAGCUCUGUCUCAUUUGAUGAUAUUCUACAGUUAUAAAGUAACAGGAAUACUGUUGAGGUCCAAUUGAAGCUA